AUAUAAACAAAGCUGGGGCGUUUUCGCCAGCGUCUACCUAAGAUUGGAUAAUCACAUCAUAAGGAGGAUGCGGCGGGAUUUCGCUUUCCAGUUGAAUGCGCACUACGUUGUUGUAUGAGAAGGUGACGAGGAUGUGUAGGUUCAUAAUCGGUGAAGUUGUAAGAUCUGCGCGACAAGUGGCAGAGAUGGGAAGGUGCUAUCAUUGCUAUGGGGCGCGUCUCCAUCGGGCCCAUCAUCACCACGAUCCCCCGCUUUCAACGUCCACUAAAUUAGUGUACUCCAUAAAUUCCAUGCUUCCCCAAACGCAUCUACACUAAUACCACCACGGAAUACUGCAAUAAGAACCGACCUGCGACCCAUGUGCUGUGUGCAGCGAUCUCAUUACAGAUCUGUCGCCGUCCGCCGAACACUAACAUAAGGGUGCCUAGAAG
Molecule: messenger RNA, 431 nt
Organism: Canariomyces notabilis
Lineage: Eukaryota; Fungi; Ascomycota; Sordariomycetes; Sordariales; Chaetomiaceae
Exons: 2
Coding region: 96-317 (73 amino acids)
Source: RefSeq, a predicted model, not a curated record